This is a messenger RNA of Mus caroli (Ryukyu mouse), 1283 nucleotides long. RefSeq names its product carbonic anhydrase 15. The record is from RefSeq and is a predicted model, not a curated record. Gene Ontology annotation, molecular function: carbonate dehydratase activity; zinc ion binding. Lineage: Eukaryota; Metazoa; Chordata; Mammalia; Rodentia; Muridae. Gene Ontology annotation, cellular component: plasma membrane.
CCAGACCUCUAGUUCACCUACCAAUGAAUGCGGAGCAGCCUUCUUAGUUAGCCUGGCUGUACAUUCCUCGUCCACUUUGCAGUUCUCCAGAGUCAGCCACUGCAGCAUCAUGUGGGCCCUGGACUUCCUGCUCAGCUUCCUCCUUAUACAACUGGCGGCACAGGUGGACUCCAGUGGUACCUGGUGCUACGACUCCCAAGACCCAAAGUGUGACUUGCCUUCGAGACCCCUGCUGCAGACUCUAGUCCUUGUUUUCUCAGGCCCUGCCCACUGGAAGGAACUAGCACCUGCCUGUGGGGGCCCAACCCAGUCCCCUAUCAACAUUGACCUUCGAUUGGUCCAGCGGGACUACACUCUUAAGCCCUUCAUCUUUCAAGGCUAUGAUUCAGCCCCUCAAGAUCCUUGGAUCCUGGAGAACGAUGGCCACACAGUGCUACUGCGAGUAAAUUCCUGUCAGCAGAACUGCCCAGCCAUCCAAGGGGCUGGGCUCCCAUCACCAGAGUACCGGCUACUGCAGCUGCACUUCCACUGGGGCAGCCCAGGGCACCAAGGCUCCGAGCACAGCCUGGAUGAGAAGCAUGGUUCUAUGGAGAUGCACAUGGUCCACAUGAACACAAAGUACCAGAGCAUGGGGGAUGCACGGAGCCAACCAGAUGGGUUUGCUAUACUGGCUGUGCUGUUGGUGGAGGAGGACAGGGACAAUACCAAUUUCUCUGCCAUUGUGUCUGGCCUGAAAACUUUAUCUUCACCUGGGGUAGCUGUGAAUCUGACGUCCACCUUUGCACUGGCCUCUCUGCUGCCAAGUGCUUUGGGGCUCUUGCGAUACUACCGAUACUCUGGGUCUCUGACCACGCCGGGCUGUGAGCCAGCGGUGCUCUGGACUGUCUUUGAAAACACCGUACCCAUUGGGCGUGCGCAGGUAGUUCAGUUCCAGGCCGUGCUCCAGACCGGGCCACCAGGUUUGCACCCCAGACCACUCACGGAUAAUUUCCGCCCCCAGCAGCCUCUUGGAGAGCGCAGGAUAACAGCCUCUCCCGAAGCAUCCAUCCGAUCAUCAGUCUCUACCCUGCCCUGUUUGCACCUGGCUCUUGUGGGCUUGGGAGUUGGCCUGUGGCUCUGGCAGGGUCCCUAGGUUCAGCAAUGAUUCCACAAUAGUGCUUCCACAAUAAAUCGUGCGCAGUGACCUUGGCCUAACGCGUCUGGUAAGGGUUGUAUGCCUAGUAGUCAAGGGGAUGGCGGGUAGAGAAUCCUCCCUAACCUCAUUGCAGUCUCAAUGUUCCUGG